GCAAUCCCGACUCGACAAGGAAACCUAGCUAGCAUCCCCCCUAACCUUCCCGCUCCUCACGAAGCAGCAACAGAGCCGCAGGAGGAGCAUCAAUAACAGCUACUAUCCGCUUUGCCCGAGAAGCAGUAGCAUAAGCCCAGAUUCCCCUUGACUAUCCACUCACAAGUCGGUGCCAUGGCUGCCUCCCACCGCCACAGGUCUCGCAUCGUUCGCCGAGUAACCAUCUUCGGAGAGAGGGCUUUCUUUCGCUCGCUCCUCCUCCCCCUCGUCGCCCUCCUCCUCGUCACCUGCGCGAGCUGCCUCUCCUUCGCGAUGUCGUGCGACGAAGUGUUCGCCUCUCGCGAAAACGACUUGACCAGUAACCACGGCCCGCGAAGGCGGUUACAGCAGGACGACGCGGAAAUCCCCCCUGCUGACGACAGCUCUGUGGAGUGGUUAAUGGAGAGGGAGGAGGAGGACGACGCGUCAGGGGGACUAGGGCUAGGUCGCAAACGCCAUGGCUCGUUGCUGGACUUAGUGCGAAAUGCAGAUCUCGGUGAGGAGUCCUUGGGCGAGCCGAUUGAGCGACAGGGGCUGUCGCCGGGCGACGCUGGCGACGGGGCUGCGAAUGAGGCUGGCGACGAGUGGAGUCCCGAUGACGGCGUUGCGUCGAGUCACGGCGAUCAGGCGAAGGUUUCGAAGCCGGUUGCGAAACAUCAGCGACAGAAGUUACCGUUUUCGAUACACUCGAACACCCUCCGAAGUUACCGGCUGACGCUGUUACAUCCUCCGGGGACAAAAUACCAGCCGGGCAAGCCAAAAAAUGGCAAGAAGAAAAAGGUUCUUUCCUGGCACAUCUGUAAGGGAGCGGGUAAAUGCCCCGAUUUAAGGCCUUGCGGCGGCUACCAACCAGAAAUCGACGCGUGUUGGCACGAGGAUUACAUGGGCGAAACUGACUCGCUCGCGAGUCAACAAGACGACUUAGCCUAUCAGAUCUGGCGCAAGCAGAAAAAUCCGGGCGCGGAAACGUAUCCCUCAACCGUUUUCCGGGCAAGACGGUACAGACUCGCAAAUAACCCUCUGGAAUCCUGUGUAGCGAACGUGAGCGGGAAGUUACCCGGGGAACUGCUGCGCCCGGGGUGCUGGGCGCUGGAGGGGGAAGGCGCGGAGGCGGUAAUGCGGAGAGCCAAGGGGGGAGGGGCGGAAGAGGAGCGCGCGGAGUGGGCCGGGCAGGUUUUUGUCUUGCGGGACGUGUUUGUGAACCAUUUCGGGCAGGUGUUUAACAAGACGCACCUGUUCGACACGGGCGGCUGCAACUGGAAAGCCAAGUUCACGUACCCCAAGGACGCGCCAGUGGUGGCGCACAAGACAGUCGUGAACCUAAUGGUAGCCCGGAGCGACCAGCGCUCGUACCACCAGGUCCUAGAGAGGCUCCCCCUCCUGCACGUGCUGCGCAAGAUGACAAAGAACGCCGCCCUCAAGGACGCACACGUGGCCCUGCCGUCCUCCAGGGGUCUGCGUCGAAUGCUGUCGAGCAUUCUCGACUUCGACCUGCCCUGGACGCCCUUCCCCUUCAACACGCCAAACACUCUGCUCUUCGCCGAGUCUCUCAUCCAGCCGCUCUCGGAGCACUGCGACGAGCCUCAGCACUCUGUUUGGCGCGACAUCCGAGCCUCGCUCUUCGACCCGCACCACCCGUGCCACCCCCGAACCUCCUCCAUUUCUCCCCCAACCUCCCUCUCCCUCCCCUCGGCCCUCCAAGCCCACCAUCUCUUCCUCCAAUCCUCCGUUCAAGCGAUUCAAGACGCGAAAGCCGCCCAGAAUCCGGGCAGCAAGGAAAAACUUUCCGUGAGCUACCCGACGCCGUUUUUGGCCGGCGUGCUGCCCAUGCUUGACGUGGAUUUGGAGGAGGAUGAGGUGGCGUGGGCAGCGCUGCCGAGUGAUUGGGUGGUGGUGGUGGGGCUGCAGGGACUGCAUAACCGGGCGGAUGCCGAGGCGAUCAAGAAUGUCGUUUUGCAGCAUUUCCCCGCGCACCGGAUCGCCAGUUACUGCUCGAGCAUGACUGUAGACGAACUGCGCAACCUUUUCUCCCGCACAGCACUGUUCAUCACAGUGUCCGACAGCACCCUCAUGCACUCCAUCUUCAUGCGGCCGGCAACUCUUGUCCUGGAGCUCCGCCACCCUUCCGCCCAGCGCUUUCCGUCCUACUCCCUCUCCUCCGUCCUCCGCCUUCAACACUACAUCUCCGUUUGUAGCACUAGCCCCUCUUUUGGAGGGGAAGAACCGGAUGUAGACCCGGCAAUGGCGGCUGUGGCAGGGGGAGGGGCCGAAGGCGAGAACUCCCCUUUAUUUUGCGACCUGGAUCAUGUGAAAGAGGUGGUGGAUAGAGCGGCGCACUUUGUUUACCUAAGCGAGGCUGCUUAUGUGGAGACAUCUAAGCGGCUUACCAGGAGGAAGUGGGGGGGAGGUGGGGCGGCGACAGGAUCAAAUCUUGCCGUGCCAAUGCUACAGGCGGCUACAUCCGAGGGGGUAGAUUGGGACUUAACCCUUCCAGAUUUUACAAGCUUCAUCCCAGGUUCAGUUCUCCGCACACACGGGCAGGUCGAAAGUUUCCGGUCGUGGGCAGCGUGCGUCGGGCAGGAGGGGCGGUGGAAAUUCGACGGCCGGCCGAGAUUUUUACCGUGGCCUUAUAAGGGACCCGGCACAUGUGACACUAGAGCAGUUGAGACUAUGACGGGGGUUAUAGCUGUGAACGAUGCUGAUGAUGUGGUAAGGAGAGGUGGGGCGCCCAGCGAGUGGAAGAUCAGAGGGGAGCUGAAAUAUGUAUGGGACGUGCCUAAAGGCACGUGUGACUAUAAGGAGGUGGCUGGUAGUGUGGCGUCCGGAGAGGAGGGGUAUGAGGAGGAAGGAGGAGAGAGAGGAGGAGAGGGAGGGGAGGGGGAGGAGGGGAGUGAGGUGAUCGAGGGGGAGAGUGGGGGUGGUGGCGAGGAGGAGGGGUUUGACUCGCAACGCAGGCGGCUCUCUGAGGGGAGGAGAAAGAGAUACAAGCACAGAAGAACCGGCAGCGGCAACAGCAGGGGGAAUCAGCUGCAGCAGCAGCAGCAGGAGUCGCCUACCAGCAACAGCAAGCAGCCCUGGAAACCCUUCGACCCGCGCCGGUUCUGUGACCGAGUCGGCCGCGAUCGAACCCUAGUCUUCGUGGGGGACUCCCUCCAACACCAGCUCUUCCAAGUCUUCAUCGACUCCAUGCUCAUGGGGGUCCGAAAACCCUUCUCCUCCGAGCUCAAUGAGACUAGGGAGGAAUCUCCGGAGUGCAGCGGUUGGGUCCUCGGUCCCGCCCAGAAGAUUUUCUGCCGGGAUGUGACUUUCGAUGAUUCCAUCUGCCCGGGGCUGAGAAUAGUUUUUCUUCGGAACGACCAUCUGCAGCUGGGGAAUCCGCGGGAAUUUUCGCAUUUCGCGUGGACGAGGGCGCCGGUGCUGCCCGCUGCCGACGCGAUUAUACUGAACCGGGGGCCACACUAUAGAGAGGACAAGGACUUCGAGCCGCACCUGCGCGCCACUCUCCUGUACCUCCGGAAUCGAUUCCCUGAUAAGCUCAUCAUCUACAGGAACAGUGCGGGCGGGCACAAAGACUGCCCGAAAUACCACAAGCCGAUCGAAACCCCGCAGGACCCCAGCACUCUCCCGUUCAACUGGGACAAGUUUCCCCACCAGAACUGGAUCUCUCAGCCCCUAGCGGAGCGGCUUGGAAUGCCGUUUAUGGACAUUGAGCGGAUGAUGGCUCUGCGGCCCGAUGGGCACACGGGGCAGCUCGCGAAGCUGGACUGCCUGCACUACUGCAUGCCGGGCCCGCUAGAUACAUGGGUGCAGGUGAUGGCGAACAUGCUGGAGAAACUGCUGGCUCCCAGGAGGUUGAGGGAGUGAGGGUAGAGUGGGAGGGUGAUGGGCGACAGACAGGUCUGAUGGCCGGAUGGGCACACGGGGCAGGGUGUGAAGCUGGACUGCCUGCACUACUGCAUGCCAGGGCCACUUGACUCGUGGAUGCAGGUGGUGGCGAAUAUGCGGGAGAAACUGCUGGCUCCCAGGAGGUCGAGGGAUUGAGGGACUGAGGGUAGUGUGGGAGUGUGAGGGGGGACUGACAGCACUGCGGGACAGCUGGCGAAGUUACCAUAGACAGCUGGCGAAGCCUGCACUACUGCAUGCUGGGACCGCUGGACUCGUUGGCUCCCGGGAGGUCGAGGGUCUGAGAAGACGGUGGGGAGAGGCGCUGAGGGGGGUGGGGAGGAAACAGAGGGAAUCUGGGCUGCCUGCAGUACUGCAUGCCAGCACCUCUCGUCUUGUGGGUGCAGGUGAUGGGCGAAAGAAAUUGACGAGUAGGAGUGCAGGUGAUGGGUGCAGGUGAUGGGUGCAGGAGACAAUUUUAGUACAACAAUGGGGAGCAUGCUGCACAGGGGGACUCGUCACUCGGGGGGGGGGGAUGCGAUCAUGCGAGCAGGCUCAGCAACAGGGCACUGCAUCCAAUGGGUUACACUGAACAAACAUCCACUAAUGGACGUAAGCUUAUGUUAAUAAAUGCUCGAGAAUAUUUUAUUGAUAAGCAGUUGUGCAGGUUAGGUUAUUUGUGUUACUGUAUGCUUAGAUUCCUGUUUCUAGAGAAGCAUAUGACCAGAAGUGAUAGAAAAGACGCCUUAAAUGAUGUUACUAUUACCAA
This is a messenger RNA of Closterium sp. NIES-67, 4690 nucleotides long. The record is from the annotation of a GenBank genome assembly. NCBI's taxonomy places the organism in Eukaryota, Viridiplantae, Streptophyta, Zygnematophyceae, Desmidiales, Closteriaceae.